Messenger RNA from Cornus florida, 2064 nucleotides. Its product is annotated as suppressor of mec-8 and unc-52 protein homolog 2. The transcript is spliced from 11 exons. Lineage: Eukaryota; Viridiplantae; Streptophyta; Magnoliopsida; Cornales; Cornaceae. Gene Ontology annotation, biological process: mRNA splicing, via spliceosome. The coding region runs from base 162 to 1880 and encodes 572 amino acids. Gene Ontology annotation, cellular component: nucleus. The record is from RefSeq and is a predicted model, not a curated record.
UUACCCUUAGCAACUGAUAACCCUAACCGCGAAAACAAAAGGCCCCUACUUUAUACAUGUGCAACCUUUCUGGGAUCAAAUGAAAUAAAACUCAAAUUCAAUGUUUUGAAGGCAUUCAAUUCCUUAUAUCAAUCAGAAAUUUCAAUCUAGUGUUUUCUUCAAUGGCUUCGUCCAAGAGAAAUCACAAGGAGAAGAUAAUUCGUCGCAAAGAGGAGAAGGUUGAAGCGCCAGAAGAACCGAAAUAUCGAGAUCGAGCUAAGGAGCGUAGAGAAGAUCAGAAUCCCGAUUAUGAAUCUACAGAACUGGGCUCUUUUCAUGCAGUAGCUCCUCCUGGGACUGUUGAUAUCCGGGCUGCUGAAGCACACAAGAUAUCCAUCGAAAAAAGCAAGUACCUUGGGGGUGAUGUGGAGCACACACAUUUGGUUAAAGGCUUGGAUUAUGCUUUGCUUCACAAGGUGAGAAGUGAGAUUGACAAGAAGCCAGAUGUGGGAGAUGAUGAUGAUGGAAAGUCAAGAGCUUCCAAGGAAGACCAGCCGGUGUCAUUUCGCACUGCAACUGCAAAGUCUGUGUAUCAAUGGAUUGUCAAGCCCCAAACGGUCAUCAAGUCAAAUGAGAUGUUCCUCCCUGGUCGAAUGGCUUUUAUUUUUAACAUGAAUACUGAUCCUGAGAAUAGCCAUUCCCAUGAUAUCCCAACCACUCUACAUAGAAGUAAAGCUGAUUGCCCAGUCCCAGAGGAAAUGGUUACCGUCAGUGUUGAUGGUUCUGUGCUGGAUCGAAUUGCUAAAAUUAUGUCAUAUCUUCGCCUUGGAUCAUCGGGAAAGGUUCUCAAAAAGAAGAAGAAAGAAAGAGAUGUGAAGGGGAAGAUAUCAGCCAUUGCCAAUGAAUAUGAUGAAGAUGAAAAGGUGUCAAAGCCUAAUGGUGGAAUGUCAAUGAAUCAAAUCGAUAGAGAAGUUCUCCCACCACCUCCCCCGCCUCCCAGAAAGAGUCAUCCUGAUUCAAAAGAGAAGCAAGGACCAGUUGUUGCUCGAACUGAUGAGGACGACAUAUUUGUGGGAGAGGGCAUUGAUUAUGAUAUUCCCAGUAAAGAUAUGAGCCAAAGCCCUAUCUCAGAGGACAUGGAAGAAUCCCCUCGAAAUAAGGAUAAAAUUCCCUAUUUCAGUGAACCUGUUUAUGGUCCAGUUCCCCCUUCCGAGCCCACCCAUGAUUGGCAACAAAUGAAUGGAUAUGAUGCUAUGCAAGCACAAGCACUAGUGGGCGGCUAUCAGGGAGAGUGGCAGGACUAUCAAUAUGCCGAGCAGCUGGCUUAUUCUGAACAAUACCUUCAGCAGAACAUGGAGGCUUAUGAUGUACAAACAGCUUUGAACAUGCAACAGGACCCACGCUUCAUGACUCAAGAAGAGAAGGAUCGGGGUUUAGGGUCAGUGUUCAAGCGGGAUGAUUCGAGGCUCCAACAACUGAGGGAGAAAGAUGCUCGUGAGAAGGAUCCUAAUUUCAUAUCUGAGAGUUAUUCUGAAUGCUAUCCUGGGUAUCAAGAAUAUAACCGUGAGGUUGUGGACAGUGACGAUGAAGAUGAUUUAUCAAAAAUGGAUAUGGGUGGACGGGCAAAGGGCCGUCUUCAUCGGUGGGACUUUGAGACGGAGGAGGAAUGGGCGACAUACAAUGAGCAGAAGGAAGCAAUGCCAAAGGCUGCAUUCCAGUUUGGCGUGAAGAUGCAGGAUGGUCGUAAGACACGAAAGCAGAACAAAGACCAGAAGAUUACCAACGAGUUGCACAAGAUUAACAAGAUACUUGCCAGAAAGAAGAUGGAGAAGGGUGAAAUAAACGACGACGAUGGGUUGCAUGAUGAUGACUCGCAUCCCGGGAAGAAGCUUCGAAUAUGAAGUGAUUCUACUGUUAAUGUUAUAUUAUCAUUUUCGUGUACACAUUAAAAUUGACAAUUAGGCGUGCCAGAACAACAUUUGGUUAGGCAUUUUGUCAACCGUGAUUGUAGGCUUGGAGAAGGAUAAAGUUUGAUGUGAGUUCUUAGACUAAAGUGAUUAUCGACUCCCUAUUUUCUCUUUUGUA